This is a messenger RNA of Arachis ipaensis, 2003 nucleotides long. RefSeq names its product MATE efflux family protein. NCBI's taxonomy places the organism in Eukaryota, Viridiplantae, Streptophyta, Magnoliopsida, Fabales, Fabaceae. Gene Ontology annotation, biological process: transmembrane transport. Gene Ontology annotation, molecular function: xenobiotic transmembrane transporter activity; antiporter activity. The record is from RefSeq and is a predicted model, not a curated record. Gene Ontology annotation, cellular component: membrane.
GUUAUGCCGUUAUUCAGUGCAUGACAUUCCGUCAAAUUUCGUUCUUCACACUGUGUGGGUGGUGCAGGUGCUUCAAUGGCAUCUUCUCAAUGUCACCGCUUUCUUUGCAUUCACUCUCUGCAACUUCAACCUCACCAUUGCUAUCAUCCACCAUUCAAAUCUCCUACUUUAAUCCCAAAGCCUUAUCAUUGCUUUUCUCGCAUUCGAAUCCGAAUCGCACCAAAAGCUUCUUUGAAAAACAACCGUGCCACCACCACCACCACCAAUGAUUCCGUUGAAACUAGCUCCCUUGAAGAUGAAUCUUCUCGCAAUUCGUCUUCUUCGGAUGAUUCCUUUGCUUUUCUUCGUCGAUUCGGAGAUGGGUGGCUUAAAUUUGAUGAACUGGGGAAGGAAAUACUGUCCAUUGCACUACCUGCUGCUUUGGCAUUGGCAGCUGAUCCACUUACCUCACUGAUCGACACAGCAUUUGUCGGCCACAUAGGGCCUGCUGAAUUGGCUGCAGUUGGGGUUUCAACUUCUGUGUUUAAUUUGGUGUCAAAAAUAUUUAACAUUCCUUUACUUAAUAUUACCACAUCCUUUGUUGCCGAGGAACAGGCACUGAUCAGCAAGGAUUCCAGUCAAACUGAUGAAAGUAAUUUUGGUGGCAAAUACCAAAGCAAGAGGCGUAUUCCUUCAGUAUCAACUUCUUUAGCACUUGCUGCUACUCUUGGAAUUGCUGAAACUGUGCUUCUUUCCCUUGGUUCUGGCAUCAUUAUGAACAUCAUGGGUAUACCUGCUGAUUCCCCUAUGCGUGGACCUGCUGAGAACUUUCUUAUGCUAAGGGCCUUCGGCGCUCCAGCAAUUGUGAUUGCAUUAGCUGCUCAAGGCACUUUUCGUGGAUUUAAGGAUACAAAGACGCCUCGAUAUGCUGUUGGUGCUGGCAACGUUCUUAAUGCGAUAUUGGAUCCAAUAUUAAUAUUCUUUUUUGGCCUUGGCAUUAGUGGUGCUGCAGCUGCUACAGUGAUCUCUGAAUACUUAAUUGCUUUUAUUCUUCUAUGGAAAUUGACCGGCAAUGUGCUCCUAACGCCUUUUCACUUUGAUGGGAGAAAAUUUUUCAGCUAUCUGAAAUCUGGUGGUCUUCUUAUCGGCAGGACUGUGGCUGUGUUUCUGACUUUGACACUGUCAACCUCUAUGGCAGCUAAGCAGGGCCCUAUACCUAUGGCUGGUCAUCAAAUUUGCAUGCAAGUUUGGCUGCCGAUAUCUUUGCUCACUGAUGCUCUGGCACUUGCUGGUCAGACACUUCUUGCCAGCAGUUACUCGCAGGGAAAUUACGAGCAAGCACGCCUCAUUACAUAUAGAGUAUUACAGAUUGGUUUAGGAACAGGAAUUACUUUGUCCGUGAUCUUAUUCUUUGGGUUUGGAUCAUUUUCAAGCUUAUUUACCACAGACUUGGAAGUUCUGAGUGUUGCUCGGUCAGGCAUAUUGUUUGUGGCUGGAACUCAACCAGUGAAUGCUUUGGCAUUUGUCAUUGAUGGGCUUUACUAUGGGGUAUCAGACUAUGGUUAUGCUGCGUACUCAACGAUGCUGGUUGGACUAGUUUCUUCAAUGUUCUUGCUUGUAGCUGCUCCAGAACUUGGACUUCCUGGAGUCUGGGCAGGGUUGUUUCUCUUCAUGACUAUGCGUGUUCUCGCCGGAGCAUGGAGGUUGAGCAGCAAAAAUGGCCCGUGGAGUAUGAUCUGGUAUAAAGAUGGCGGUGGAGACUGACCGACAUUAUUUUGAAGUCAUCCAGUAAAGGCCAACUUUUUGAAUGGCCAGAACAUGAUCAAGAGCUCUAUGUUGUGAAAAAUAGGCCUGAUUUCCAUACCCUUGCAAUUGGAUAGAAUACAUAACAGUGUAGCAGUACUUGGUGCAAACCAGUUUACCAAAAUGAAAAUGUUGCUGAUACAGCUAGAUAGAAUUUAUAUAGUUUCCAAAGAAGUACAGAGAGGGAGAGAACAAGUCAUAGAAGAAAUUUGUAUUUAUUA